Molecule: messenger RNA, 1524 nt
Organism: Adineta ricciae
Lineage: Eukaryota; Metazoa; Rotifera; Eurotatoria; Adinetida; Adinetidae
Source: the annotation of a GenBank genome assembly
AUGCCUCAGCGUCGGAAAUUUAUUAACAAAAAGAAAGCAAUAACAUUUCAAUUAGUUCAUCGCAGUCAACACGAUCCAUUAAUUGCUGAUGAUGCUGCCGGUGAACACGUACUCGUCCCUUUGAAUAAUGAUCAAAGAAAAGUUGAGCAACGUAAAUACGGAAUUGAUUAUGAUGAUGAUUAUGACUAUUUACAACAUUUACGUGAUCCAUGUGCACCACCAGAAGAAUAUUCUGUUCAUGUUAAUGGAAAAAAACAUGAAGUUGAAGAAGAAGAAGAAGAAGGAGAAGAAGACGAUGAUCAAUAUGAAGAUGAAGAUGAUGAUGAUGAUGAAGAUGAAAUUAUGAACAAUAAUGAUAAACUCAUGUCACGUUUCAAUCUUCCGUCAACUGUAUUCGAAAGUAAAACAACAAACGAAAUCGGAAUGUUGAAUCUUGCUGCACCAGAUUCCGAUCCGAAAAUUCAUUGGGAUCCUGAUGUCAUCGCUGCACUUGAUGACGAUGAAUUCGAUUAUGAUGAUGAUGAAAAUGCUCUUGACGACGAUUUUAUGUUAAAAGCUAAUGGAACUCAACCUCUCGACGCAAAUGAAUGUGAUGAAUUCGAAGAUGAAAUCGUUCAUGAAAAUCUUCCGACAACUAUUCCACCUCGAUUCGUUCCAAAGACAAACAAGCCGAUUCCUCUCGCAUUGCGUCGUUUCCUCGACGUUGACGAUGACGACGACAAUGAUCACGACGCCGAUAUGGAAUCCAAUUAUUCACAUGAUGAUAACGAUAAACAAACAUCAAAGACUAAAUAUACAAAUUAUUCGAUGACAUCGUCAGUGAUUCGAAGAAAUCAAGGUUUACAAAACAUUGAUGAUCAUUUCGAUAAAGUUUUCGAUGAAUAUGACGAUGGGGAAAUCGGAGCUUUGGAUACGCAUGAAAUUAACCAGCAGGGUGCUUCGAUGGACGAUGAUGUCGUCAAACAAACCGUUCAACAAUUUGAAAAACAACAAAUGCAAACAGACGAACAAGUCGAACGAAUUGCGAUGGAAAAGACUAAACGAUUAGCACGACGACUGAUGAACGAACCGGAAAGAGUGACAACGGUUGUUCUUCAAGAUGAUGAAAAAGCAGAUGAGAAAUGGGACUGUGAAUCGAUUCUUUCAACUUAUUCAAACGCUUAUAAUCAUCCGAAGCUAAUUACACAAAUUCCAACAAAUAAAAUUCGGUUAUCAAAGAAAACUGGUUUACCAUUAGCGGAUAAUAAUAAAAUCUCAACAAAAGAACUAACAAGAGAACAAGACAAGAGUGAUGAAGAAGAAAGUGAUGAAGAUAAUACCAAAACAAUGCUGUUCGAACGAAAGAAAGGCGAAACAAGUGAAGAACGUCGAGCCAGAAAACACGCUGUAAAAGAAAUGAGAAGGGAUCGGCGAGUGAUAAAGAAAGCAACGAAGAUCGCUUUCAAACAAGAAGAACAAAAACAAUUGCACGAACAAGCUUUGAAUACGACUCAGGCACAUCUUCAAAGUCUUCGUGUUACUUAA